CUGUUGGUUUUGAUUUCCAUCUACCUUAUCGCUUCUUCUCCACUGUUCUCGUUCACAUAUAGCGACCAGUGAAGUGGACUGAAACUUCUAUACUAAAGCAAUGUUUCUCCGUUGCUUGCAGCGGAGUCGAUGCGGUGAUGGACCAGAACGUUCAGGAGAUGGCUUCCCAGCACGCCGAAUCAGCGGAGAAUGGUGAGCGGUAUGCUGGAGGUUAUCAAGAGGCCACAACCCUCCAUCCUUUGGAGGGCGACGGCGAAAACCUGGUGGCGGAUCACCGAUCCGGAAGACAGCUACCGCCAGACAGAACUGGACAGAACCCGAUCCUCAGUUACCUGCUGCAGAGGGCGAACACCAACACUACUGGUUAUUCAAGUGCCUCUAGAGGGGGUGUGCGGCGAAGGAUAACGCACCAGGAGACUAUAGUUGACCCAAGGCAGCCAUUCCCCGCGGCAGUGAGCGGUGUUCCACAGGGGCAAGUAGCCGGCCCACAAAUUUCUGGAGUUCCAAGCACAGGGCAGAAUAAUUUCGGUACCAACAUGCAGGCGGUUCCUCCACAGAACUACCCUGCCACUGGUUCUCCUGUUCAGAGCCCGGGUAGCCAGAAUUUCAUCGCACAAAGCGGACAAACGUAUCCUGUCACCAGUCAACCGUCUGGCAGCGUACGCAACGAUGGGAAAGUGCCUGACGUUAACCUAUUUACCACCAUGAAUUUCUACCCGUCGAUCGUUGCAGGGCAGCCGUAUCCGUACGCAUCAGCCGUAGACAGCAACAGACUCGAAAGUGGCGUGCAGGGACGCAUCAGUUGGCCGUUUUCCGAUUACUUCCCCAUUGUUAUUAAAGAUCCGAUCAACCAUUUUUACAACGCCUUCACCACCAUGGUCGAGUACGGACCAGAGUCGGACGUCUGCGGAGGAGACUUUGGGGACGAACGGGACGAGAGCAAGAAGAACGGCAAGGGCAGACACCGAGGGAGGACCGGUCGCGCAGAUGCCACCAGUUUCACUGGCGAGGAAGAAGGGUCUGGCUCGCAGGGUAGCAGCGCGGAGGUCGCGAAGCCAGUGGAGCUGUCCACUGUACAGUACGGACCCGUGGUGGCCAGGCUUUUAGUGCAGAAGGGAGGUGUGGCCAUUGCCGGGCCAGGAGGCUCUGCAGACAGCGGGAUUGGAGGGACAUCCGUGGUAGGACCCGGAGGGAUCGUCUAUGCCAGGCCCAACGGACUCGCAAUCUUGGGUCCUGGAGCCAAAGUGAUCAGCCUGCCCGUGGGGUCCUCGGAACCCAGAAGUGCCAGGGAUCCCCUGCCUGCCGGAGCAAGAAUACUCGCCGUCGGCCCAACUGUGUAUUUCCAUUCAGCCACUCUCUAGUAAUCUACACUGGCAUAUCAAUCCCUGUACAUAAACAUUCACAACUGUGCCUGCAACAAGAGAAUGUUAUUUAUUAAGAGCAACUAUUUUAAUAAAUGCCAGUCACUAUGCUAUAAUUGCACUUGACUUAACAUUUGUUGUUGUUGUUGUUGUCUUCAGUCCUGAGACUGGUUUGAUGCAGCUCUCCAUGCUAUUCUAUCCUGUGCAAGCUUCUUCAUCUCCCAGUACUUACUGCAACAUACAUCCUUCUGAA
Schistocerca piceifrons (Central American locust) is the source of this 1614-nucleotide messenger RNA. RefSeq lists its product as uncharacterized. The record is from RefSeq and is a predicted model, not a curated record. The transcript has a single exon. NCBI's taxonomy places the organism in Eukaryota, Metazoa, Arthropoda, Insecta, Orthoptera, Acrididae. Bases 138 to 1361 code for a protein of 407 amino acids.